Glycine soja is the source of this 2823-nucleotide messenger RNA. RefSeq names its product pentatricopeptide repeat-containing protein At3g53700, chloroplastic-like. NCBI's taxonomy places the organism in Eukaryota, Viridiplantae, Streptophyta, Magnoliopsida, Fabales, Fabaceae. Bases 123 to 2393 code for a protein of 756 amino acids. The record is from RefSeq and is a predicted model, not a curated record. Gene Ontology annotation, molecular function: protein binding. The transcript is spliced from 2 exons.
UACCCCCAAAAGAGAUUUUAUUCUGGUCCUCAUCCAACAACAGGGUCACUGAUUUUUCACUCUCCACACACUCACAGCUCAUCCAUUCUCAAUGCACAGCACAUGUUUGUAAAACUGUCCCAAUGGCUCUCUCCUCCCUCCACUUCCACCCUCUCCCUCUCGCUUACACCGUAAUAACCCAACGCCACACAACUCCUUUCUCUUUCUCACUCUCUUCCACCUUUAGAUUCUCCUCCUCCUCUGCGCUCUCAUCUUCCACUUCCGCUACCCACCACCCCCUCCCCCCGGACUUCUCCCCCUCCCAGCUCCUCGACCUCCUCCGCCGCCAACCCGACUCCUCCUCCGCCCUCCGCCUCUUCCAAUGGGCCUCGGCCCAGCCCAACUACUCGGCCCACCCCUCCGUCUUCCACGAGCUCCUCCGCCAACUCGCCCGCGCCGGCUCCUUCGACUCAAUGCUCACCCUCCUCCGCCAAAUGCACUCCUCCAAAAUCCCCGUCGACGAGUCCACCUUCCUCAUCUUCCUCGAAACCUACGCCACCUCCCAUCACCUCCACGCCGAAAUCAACCCCCUCUUCCUCCUCAUGGAGCGCGACUUCGCCGUCAAACCCGACACGCGCUUCUACAACGUCGCCCUCAGCCUCCUCGUCAAAGCCAACAAGCUCAAGCUCGUCGAAACGCUCCACUCGAAGAUGGUCGCUGACGCCGUUCCACCCGACGUCUCCACUUUCAACAUCUUAAUUAGGGCUUUGUGCAAGGCCCAUCAGCUCCGGCCCGCGAUUCUUAUGCUUGAGGACAUGCCCAACUACGGGCUCAGGCCCGACGAAAAAACGUUCACCACACUUAUGCAGGGGUUUAUAGAAGAGGCUGACGUGGAAGGCGCGCUGAGGAUUAAGGAACUCAUGGUGGAGUCUGGGUGCGAGCUCACGAGUGUUUCGGUUAAUGUUUUGGUGAAUGGGCUUUGCAAAGAGGGGAGAAUUGAGGAGGCUUUGAGGUUUAUUUAUGAGGAGGAAGGGUUUUGCCCUGACCAGGUUACGUUCAAUGCUUUGGUGAAUGGGUUAUGUAGGACUGGGCAUAUCAAACAGGGUUUGGAGAUGAUGGAUUUUAUGCUCGAGAAAGGGUUUGAAUUGGAUGUUUAUACGUAUAACUCGUUGAUCUCCGGGCUGUGUAAGUUGGGCGAGAUCGACGAGGCCGUGGAGAUUCUCCACCACAUGGUUUCGAGAGAUUGUGAGCCGAAUACCGUGACUUAUAACACGCUGAUUGGUACUUUGUGUAAGGAGAAUCACGUUGAGGCGGCCACCGAGCUUGCCCGUGUUCUUACUAGCAAGGGGGUUUUGCCCGAUGUUUGUACGUUCAAUAGUUUGAUACAGGGGCUGUGUUUGACGAGUAACCGGGAGAUUGCUAUGGAGUUGUUCGAGGAGAUGAAGGAGAAGGGGUGUGAUCCGGAUGAAUUUACGUAUAGUAUAUUGAUCGAGAGUCUGUGUUCAGAAAGGAGGCUUAAGGAAGCAUUGAUGCUGCUGAAGGAGAUGGAAUUGAGUGGCUGUGCGAGGAAUGUGGUGGUGUAUAAUACUUUGAUUGAUGGUUUGUGCAAGAACAAUAGGGUUGGGGAUGCAGAGGAUAUCUUCGAUCAGAUGGAGAUGUUGGGGGUGUCGAGAAGUUCGGUGACGUAUAACACGCUUAUUAAUGGCCUGUGUAAGAGCAAGAGAGUGGAAGAAGCUGCUCAGCUUAUGGAUCAGAUGAUAAUGGAAGGGUUAAAACCUGACAAGUUCACUUAUACUACAAUGCUGAAGUACUUCUGCCAACAAGGGGAUAUAAAAAGGGCAGCUGAUAUUGUGCAGAAUAUGACUUUGAAUGGGUGCGAGCCAGAUAUUGUUACAUAUGGGACACUUAUUGGGGGACUGUGUAAGGCAGGGAGAGUAGAUGUUGCAAGUAAGCUCCUUAGAUCUGUUCAGAUGAAAGGUAUGGUCUUGACUCCACAAGCAUAUAACCCUGUGAUUCAAGCACUCUGCAAAAGGAAGAGAACAAAAGAAGCCAUGAGGCUUUUCAGAGAAAUGAUGGAAAAGGGUGAUCCUCCGGAUGUUAUAACAUACAAGAUUGUUUUCCGUGGCCUCUGUAAUGGUGGAGGGCCGAUACAAGAGGCUGUUGAUUUUACAGUUGAGAUGUUGGAGAAAGGAAUAUUGCCGGAGUUCCCAUCAUUUGGUUUCUUGGCUGAAGGUCUUUGUUCUUUAUCCAUGGAGGACACCCUCAUUCAACUCAUCAAUAUGGUGAUGGAGAAAGGAAGAUUCUCACAAUCUGAAACAUCUAUUAUUAGAGGCUUCCUCAAGAUUCAGAAAUUUAAUGAUGCACUAGCCAAUCUUGGAGCUAUCUUGGAUCGGAAAAAGCCCAGGAGAUUUUGAGUGGUUAAAGCUUUGUUGUAAGUGCACUCUGGUGAUGCUUUUAAGAAUGUUAUGGGAAAGCUCCUCAUUGCAUAAAGGUGCUGAAGCAUAUGAAGGUUCAAAACCCAGGACUCAAGGGCCAAGACCAUAUUACAGACUUGGAGUGAAUACAUUUCAGCACUAGUGUUGCCUUCAUCUGGCUGGCCUCAUUGAUGAAUACCACUUCCUCAUCCUCAUUGUUUCCAGUUUCAAGGGGACAAUGCAAACAUGUAACUUGUAGCUAGCACAUUCAUAUGAAUAUUUCUUAAUGGAUUCAAUGCAUAAGAAAGGAGUUCAUUCACUUCUUAAUUUAAGUACUUUAUUUCCAGGAUGAGAAUUGCAAGUUUAUAUUUUACAUAGAUUACAUAUGCUCAACAAGAAUCUAGUCGGUCCCAAAUUGGUAUUAUGGUUA